UCACAUUUUCAAAGACCACCUCUUUGAAUGAAGAAAGCGAGGGAUUUGCUACUUAAAACCCUCACUAGUGUCGCUAAACCCUACCUCCCUGUCUCUCCUAUCUCUACCCCCAAUUCAAUUUCUCUCUUCCAAUCUCCUGAGCAGAUGGAUUCUUCUCGGGAGCGUUACAGAUACAGUCCUACCCUCCGAUGGAAUCCCCACGUCGAGGAGUACUUCAUCAAGGCCUACGGAUCCGACCAUUUCGCUCGUAUCUCCCAUGCCCUAACGUGUCCCUCUUGCUACUCUUGUAUUCGUGUGAAUACCCUUAAGUCCACGAGCGAUGCUGUUAUUGAGAAGCUAAUGGCCAUUCUACAGGAAACAAGGAUUGCAAGUAGUUCUAAUUGCAUAAGCGUAAGUGAAAGUAAUGCGACUGCUGAAGUUGGUACAGGCAAGAAGCUUGGAAGCUUUUGCAAAGAACCUAAUGUCAAUCCACUUUCGGAUUUUGAUGGUAGGGUGCCCACGGAAUUGUUUGGAGGUGGAGAUAAUCCAAUGCCAGGAUUACAAAGUCCUUCAAUUCAUAAGUGCCAAGUACCAGGCUUAGACUACGUCGUGUUUGUUAAAGGUUCAGGUCCACACAUGAUUGAAUAUAAUGAUUCACCUAAUCAACCUCUAAAAGAGGUAAUUGUGAGCCGCAAAUGUGCUGAAGCUGUUCUUCGAGGGGCUCAGAUAUUUGUUCCUGGUGUAUUGGCCUGCAGUGCACAUGUUGAAAAGGGGGACAUGGUGGCAGUUUCAGUUGCUGUCGAGCAACCUGGUCUUGAUGGUGGAUGGGGAGUUGGUAUAACACGUGGAACUGUUCUCCAAGGAUUGCAAACAGAUCCUCAUUAUCAUGAACGAAAUGGCAUGUAUAUUGGCCAAGGAGCUACAAUGAUGUCACGAGCUGGGAUCUUCCGUGCUUCAGAAGGAAUUGCCGUGGAAAUGACAAACAGAGUAUUCAAGCUUCCGUCCUUUAAUGAUGUGCUUGAGGGAGAAAUAUUUCUUCAGAACCUGCCCAGCAUUAUCACAGCUCAUGUCCUAGAUCCUCAACAAGGAGAAAGGAUAUUGGAUAUGUGCGCUGCUCCUGGAGGGAAAACGACGGCAAUCGCGAUCCUUAUGAGGGAUAAGGGAGAGGUUGUUGCAGUAGAUAGAUCUCACAAUAAGGUGUUGGAUAUUCAGAAGUUGGCUGCAGAGAUGGAUUUGAAUUGCAUAACUGCAUAUAGGCUUGAUGCUCUUAAAGCUGUUUGUCGCACAAAUGGAUCAAUUAAUGUUGACCUUCAAAAUUGCAAUGAGGAAACUUUUGGGGUAAGUGUUGACAAUGCAGGUCAGCUCGGAUUUUCAGAGCAAGAUAUGGCAUCCAUGGCUACAGAAAUGUUGACUGAUUUAACAUGCAAGGAUAAAGUGAGCAAGGAAACAAAAAAUCAAAGAACUUAUGUUAGCAAAGCUGAAAUCAGGAAGAAUACCAGAAGAAUGAGAAAUGGACCAGGAAGAAAUCAUUGCAUGGGAGGCAGGGUUGAAAAUUCAAAGGGCUAUAGCCCUAAUAGUUUUGAUCGGGUUCUGCUUGAUGCCCCUUGUUCUGCUCUUGGCUUGAGACCUCGAUUAUUUGCUGGAGAGGAAACAAUAGAGUCCUUAAGAAACCAUGCAAAGUAUCAAAGGCGGAUGUUUGACCAGGCAGUUCAACUAGUUCGCCCUGGUGGAAUUAUUGUGUAUUCCACGUGUACAAUAAACCCUGGAGAGAAUGAGGCAUUAGUUCGUUAUGCUUUGGACACAUACAAGUUUCUUUCAUUAGCACCACAGCACCCACGAAUUGGAGGGCCUGGUCUCGUUGGUCAUUGUGAACUCUUUGAUGGGAAGUACACGGAUGAGUGGCUGAGGCCUGGUGAAGAAGAACUGGUUCAGAGAUUUGAUCCAUCAUCACCCCUUGAUACCAUUGGUUUCUUCAUUGCAAAGUUUAAUGUUGGCCAGAAGGAAACCUGACCAUGUUUCUGAAUGGUGGCAGCGUGCUGAAUGGAAAUUCUGUUGGAUUUUUUGUGCAACGACUUGAAUUGCCAUCCCUUUGAUACAUUUCUCUUGGCCUCCACAGAUUGUAAUUUCGAACAACAGCGAUCAAGGGACUGAAGUAACCCCUGUCAAUGCUAAUUUCAAACAACAUACAGAAUUGUUUCUGCAGUACCACCAGUUCCAUCACUGCAUCCAUUCAAGUCAGUGCACAGUGUUGUGGCAAUCCGAGAAGCACCACAAUGACCCUACAAGGACUGUAACUGGAGAGACACAGGUGUUGUAGCUUUGGACCGAAGGGCUUUAACUAAGUUUCUUUUUCCUUUUUAGAUUCUCUUUCUUUUCCUUUCUUUUCUUAUUUAACUGAAAUGCAUAUGUAACAAUUGACUAGUACUUUUUAAGUGGUGCGCUUUAUUUAAGACCUGAUCACCUACAGCCAGCUGUAUGUUGCAAUCCACUUUCUCAUGCAUUCUGAAUUUUGUCCCACUUGUUCACUAAAAAUAGUGUUUUUCGGCUC
Molecule: messenger RNA, 2527 nt
Organism: Magnolia sinica
Lineage: Eukaryota; Viridiplantae; Streptophyta; Magnoliopsida; Magnoliales; Magnoliaceae
Product: rRNA (cytosine-C(5))-methyltransferase NOP2C
Exons: 13
Coding region: 28-1989 (653 amino acids)
Biological process (GO): RNA methylation
Molecular function (GO): RNA binding; methyltransferase activity
Source: RefSeq, a predicted model, not a curated record